AUGGGGAUGGACAGGCUGUCAAGCAACCAUAUUGUUAUUGAUUAUGGAUGGCACAAAGUGAUAUUCCUAGAGAUAGAAGGACUCGAGUUGAUAUUGACUCAAAAAGCGCUGAAAGAGAUGGAAGUUGGAGCUACUUGCUUCAUGAUAGUGGCUCAAGCGGAAAAGAAGAGCACAACUGAGCAAAUUAGAAGCAUUCCAAUGGUAGACAAGUAUGUCAAUUUUUUCCCAAAUGAAGUGCUUGGAUUAUCGCCAAGUAGGGAUGUCGAUUUCACCAUUGAUACCAUCCCUGAAGCUAGCCCAGUAUCCGUGACACCGUAUAGAAUGGCACCGGUAGAAUUAGUUGAGCUGAAGAAGAAGAUAGAGGAUCUGUUAGAGAAAAAGUUCAUCCAACUAAGUUCAUCGCCAUGGGGAGUGUAA
Molecule: messenger RNA, 417 nt
Organism: Vigna unguiculata (cowpea)
Lineage: Eukaryota; Viridiplantae; Streptophyta; Magnoliopsida; Fabales; Fabaceae
Source: RefSeq, a predicted model, not a curated record